CUAAACCCACAACAGUAAAAUCUGUAUAUGCAGUAAAGCAUAGUUGAUAUACUCACUGUGGAAGGGCUUAAUCCUCUGCAUUGUGUAAAAAUGCUGUUUGAUCCUGACUUCUUGUCCCUCUCUUAUUUCCUGAUAAGACAUAUCGUGUGGAGACAUUCUGCACAUGCUCAGUUUGGUGUCUAUUGCUAGAGAGGUUUUUUUUUUUUCUUGGGAGGGUGCAUAUGAUCAGCACAGGGCCAAUCAGCAUUGUCCAUACAUAGGUCAGGGGUUCUGCAUCCUCCUAGAGCAG
Molecule: messenger RNA, 289 nt
Organism: Staurois parvus
Lineage: Eukaryota; Metazoa; Chordata; Amphibia; Anura; Ranidae
Source: the annotation of a GenBank genome assembly